UCACGUGGUUGGUGUCAAAGCUCCGGGACAUAAAAUCAGCUCUCCCACUGAACUGAACACUUCAUCCAUGAGCAGCUUCUUACCCAUGUGCUCCUCGCAAAUACUUUUAUUCGACUCAAAACAAAUGUAGUGUUUUAAUCAAAGGUCUAUUAUCGUCUUUUGGGUGAAUUAGUGGAGACGAUGUUGGAAACGCUGUGUGUAAAAGUGUACAUCACCUUUACAUAUGUGACGCUUAUUAGACGUGAGGGCUGUCCCUGUGUCCAGCUGAGAGACACUGAGAGACCGAAGCGGUGUGAGGACACAACAGGAGACAGAGGCGGAGUUUUUCUGCUUCCACUCAGCUUCUCCCCGGUCUCCAUUCAGUGACCGGAGCCGAGCCGAGCUCGAACGACGAAGGUAAGACAUUUCCACAUCUGAACUCAUGGCUGCACUGUCCCCGGGUCUGAAGAGCUGACGCCGCUGGUGACGUGACUGCGAGAGAAACCGCAGGGUCUGCAGAAAGCAGUCCGGACGGAUGUUUUCAUCACGAGUUGUAAGCCUCCUGUCCAGCAGCGGCGGCUCUGCGCUCGGCUAACUGCUAAACACAGCUCCCCAUGAAAACCAGUUCCCGAACAUUGUCCUGGUUAAAGCCGACCUGUGUCUGCGCCCCAGCUCCCAGCAGCCCGCUGUUGUUUACCUGUUGGAGCUCCUGAAGUAACAAGAACACUUCCUGUGAGGCGAGCUGAGGUGGGACGUGGACCUCUACGUUCCUAGAACCUGCUGUAAUGGCUCGAUACCUGAAGUAUUUCACCACUGUUGGUGAUGAGCAGCCUGGUCAGUGGGAAGAGGAGCUGCAUGCGGACAGCGAGGAGCUGAGCCCGGCCACGGGACUGUUCCCACAAACACUGACCUUCAGGGAUUCACUGAAGAGACUCUACAUCUCUGAUCGGUUCCAGGUGUUGGUGGUGUGUUUGGUCCUCCUGGAUGCCAUCUUUGUUCUGGCAGAGCUGCUUAUUGAUCUGUCUGUUAUCCAGCUGGAACAUGGCCACCUUGCUCCUGAGGUGUUUCAUUACCUGAGUCUGGCUCUGCUCACAUUCUUCUUGGUGGAGCUGGCUGGUAAGCUUUUUGCUUACCGCCUGGAAUUCUUCCACCACAAGUUUGAAGUCUUUGAUGGUUUGGUAGUGGUGGUGUCCUUCGUGUUGGACAUUGCCUUCAUUUUCCAUGAGGAUGCCUUUGAUGGGAUGGGUCUCCUCAUCCUACUGCGACUCUGGAGGGUGGCCAGAAUUGUCAAUGGAAUCCUGGUGUCAGUGAAGACCCGUGCAGACCAGAGGCUCCACAAACUGAAGGAAAGCUACGACCACCUCGUUCAGAGAGUCACAGAGCUACAGGAGCGCACCGAUAAACUGGAACAAGAGAAACAGAAACUUGAAGACCUCCUGAAGAAGCAUGGCAUAGACUUCUAACUCAUCAAAGUAACUUCGGUGGAGUUACUGUUUAAUGUCAUUUAUAUUAUGUUCCUUUCUGCACCAUUGUUUUUAAUUUUCAAACUAUAUACUCCUUCAUAAACUUUUAUUGUAGACCUGAUUUCAGUCCUACUACCUGUUCACAGAAGCUUUACAUCAACUGUACAGUUAGCUGUAG
Molecule: messenger RNA, 1620 nt
Organism: Paralichthys olivaceus (Japanese flounder)
Lineage: Eukaryota; Metazoa; Chordata; Actinopteri; Pleuronectiformes; Paralichthyidae
Gene: hvcn1
Product: hydrogen voltage-gated channel 1
Biological process (GO): proton transmembrane transport
Cellular component (GO): plasma membrane
Molecular function (GO): voltage-gated proton channel activity
Source: RefSeq, a predicted model, not a curated record